Acipenser ruthenus (sterlet) is the source of this 2024-nucleotide messenger RNA. RefSeq names its product transcription factor 15-like. Bases 126 to 623 code for a protein of 165 amino acids. Gene Ontology annotation, biological process: regulation of transcription by RNA polymerase II; developmental process. Gene Ontology annotation, molecular function: RNA polymerase II transcription regulatory region sequence-specific DNA binding; protein dimerization activity; DNA-binding transcription factor activity, RNA polymerase II-specific. Lineage: Eukaryota; Metazoa; Chordata; Actinopteri; Acipenseriformes; Acipenseridae. The record is from RefSeq and is a predicted model, not a curated record. The transcript has 2 exons.
GAGUGGACAUUGGUCACCGGAUCAGCAGCAGCUGGUCUUAGGUGCUAUUUUCACUCUGCAUAAAGUGAUGGGCAGCCACUGCCUGCCAUGGAAUACAUUCACUCCGAACUGACCCAAGGUACGAAAUGAAGUCCAGAGGGAGCGAGAAAGGAGGCCACCCGGACAGCUAUGCCUCUGAUCUAGAUGAACUUGAAAGUGGCAGUGAAAGCUCUGACAAGUCCAUCAGUGGCUGUAGUCAGCUUGAUGGGAAAGGGAAGCGGAAGAGGAAGAGCAGCCAGGCUGGGAUCAGUAAGCAGCGGCAGACAGCGAACGCACGGGAGAGAGACAGGACGCACAGUGUGAACACUGCCUUCACAGCUCUUCGGACUCUUAUCCCAACAGAGCCUGCAGAUCGCAAACUCUCCAAAAUAGAGACCUUGCGCCUGGCUUCAAGAUACAUCUCUCAUUUAGCAAACAUCCUCCUCUUAGGAGAAGACUGCCUGGAUGGACAGCCCUGUUUAAAAUAUCAAGCCAUUCUCAAUGGUACCAGUAUAAGCAACCCAGCACCAAGACCAAUAUGCACUUUCUGUCUCAGCAACCAGAGAAAAAUGCUCAGAGAUGGGGAAAAGCAAUCAUCUGUUUGAUGUAGAAACAGUCAAGUUUCAGAUGGCAAGCUUAUACUACCAUGCUGAGUGCUGUAUGGAAGUACUGUUUUGGUUUGUUGCUAUUUUUUUUUGUGUAUGUGUUUUUUAAAAAAAAUUUAAAGUUUAAUGUUUACAUUUGAAACUAUUACUGUAUUUUUUAAAAAUCAUCGAAGGAUACUGUGUUGCACUUUCUGUUUACAAUGUGACACUUUUAUUCAGGUUGUUUUAUAAAUGAAACCUAACACUGUGGGUGAAGCAGCACCUGGCAUGGCGGCUAUUUUAAAACUAGAAAUGCUAAACCUCAGCAUCUCAGUCCUAAAGAAAGUCUUGCCUCUCCAGCCCGAUGUCACAUGAUGUAACCCAAGCUGAGACGCACAGUGGUUCCUGUCAGUAGAGUGCCCUCUCGCUGUGUUCUAAUCCUGUGCCAGCUGGGGAUCAGCAGUGACUAGUAUUCUUUUCAGACCUCAACCCUCUAAAAGAUCCAGCAAGCGAGUGAAACUUGAUAGUUUAACUGGUUCUUGUGAGCCACCAUGAGAAUGAUACAUUAUUAAGGUUUUCUUCAUACAAACAUUCUUUAAAAUAUUUUACUAAUAAGUAGUUACAAUACUGUUACAUUGUUAUUAACCAAAACAAUAACAAACAGUUACCAAAAUGUUAUAAGCAUCAAAAUAUAUUGCUGACGCCAGGUCACUAGGCUUGGGUAUAUCCACUCAGACUACAGCUUGUCUUGUUGAAUUUUGGCACAAGCAAGACACAUUAAGUCCAUGGUGUGUGCCAGUAACACAAUUCAACGACUCUAUGUCACUAGAUAAGCCAUAGACUAAAGCUUAAAUUCUGUAUUCAAUUACCUACAGCAUUUCCCCCUUCACUCAUUCCCAGGCCCCAUUCUGCAGCAUUAUCUUUGAUGCAAGGCAACCCGGCUUAACUUAUUUACAGGCUAUAUUCAAUUCCUACACUCUUCACUAACAUAUGGUGUAUCACAGAGAGCAAUAAUCUCCCCAAAACAGUGCUGCUAGGGCAGUGAUAAAAGGCUAAUUCAGUUUACCAGAAGGAUAACACAAUAUCGUUACCUGCUUACCUCAGUGAACAGUCCUGAAUGUAUUUUAAAUGUAAUGAAAAGUGUUUCUUUAUUUAAAUUAUAAUGUCACUGUGUUUACCUCUAGGUAUUUUUUAUUAUUUUUGUUGUGUAGAUUUUGUAACCAUACUGUACUUGAAUGAAUCAGGACUGCUGCCGCGUUCUUUGCACACUGCAUGGUAUACUGUAUGUUUGUGCUGCUAUAAGAUGAUCACAAGUAUUUUUGUAUAAUGUAUAGAAAUUGUAGUUUCUCUCUAAAGUUGUAGUUAUUUUUGUUAUUAUAAACAAAAAUAUUUAUUAUAGGGGUUUUAAAUGAAUAAAACCUG